CCCCCGGGGGCUUGGUCGCCGUCACCACUCCAUCCACGGCUCCCGCACCAUUCCGAGACGUCAUUAAUGCCCUGACCCCCGAACUCACUGAGACCUCGUCACCCAUGCCAACAUCCAGCCGCUGGUGCCACUGACAUCUUCGCUGACUUUCUUAUCUUCUGCACGCCGUCCUCACGACAACCAUCUACUCAUAUUAAGCUGCUGGCAUUAUUUCUUCUCACUUCAUUUCAAUCGUUGCUAACACACCGUCGCGCACAGAGAGCGCUUGGAUUCCCCACGCCUACCUGCCUGCCUGCCUGCUGGGAUCCAGCUGAGCACGACCGAGCGCCCCUCAGACCACCUCCCUUCACUCCUCACCAUCAUCAGCACCACCACCACCACCACCCGCCCUACUCCCAUCUCUCAAGAUGCAUCGAACAUACUCUAUGCGCCAAUCGCGCGCUCCUACAGCUUCUCAAAUCGAGAACCCUCCUCCACCGCCAUCUUCCACCAAAAGUGGGCGCCUGUUCGGGCGAGGCAACUUUGGACAUGCUUUCCGAAAGGGCACGGCGGGCGCGUUCGGGCCAGAUCUAGCCAAGAAGCUUUCCCAGCUCGUCAAGAUGGAGAAGAAUGUCAUGCGCAGCAUGGAACUAGUGGGUCGAGAACGGAUGGAGGUCGCUCAACAACUCUCCCUCUGGGGCGAAGGCUGCGAUGAGGACGUCAGUGAUGUCACCGACAAGCUCGGUGUCUUGAUCUAUGAGAUUGGCGAACUGGAAGACCAGUUCGUGGACCGCUACGAUCAAUACCGCGUCACCAUCAAGUCGAUCCGAAACAUCGAAGCCUCGGUUCAGCCGUCGCGAGACCGCAAGCAGAAGAUCACCGACCAGAUUGCGCAACUCAAAUACAAGGAACCCAACAGCCCUCGAAUUGUCGUCCUCGAGCAGGAACUCGUCCGGGCCGAGGCCGAGUCGCUGGUCGCCGAAGCGCAGCUCUCCAACAUUACCCGCGAGAAGCUCAAGGCUGCCUUCAACUACCAAUUUGAUGCGGUCCGCGAACAUUGCGAAAAGGUGGCCAUUAUUGCUGGCUACGGAAAGCACCUGUUGACUCUCAUCGACGACACUCCGGUCACUCCCGGCGAGACGCGCAACGCAUAUGACGGAUACGAGGCUUCCAAGGCCAUCAUUCAGGACUGCGAGGAUGCCUUGACCAACUGGGUCUCGUCCACGGCACAGGUCAGCGCGAAGCUUUCCACCCGGUCACGCACUCUGAGCCAGAGACGGAAGGCCAGCGCCCACAAGGGCGAGGGAGUUGAUCUGGCCAGCCAAGACCCCCCGAUGAAGAACGACCGCGAUGGCUGGGUGCCCGCGGGCCAACACGGCGAGUAUGAGCAAGAGGAAGAGGAGGAGGAGGAAGAGGAAGAAGAAGAGGAAAGACCGCAACAAACCAAUGGUCAACAUGCCGUGGCUGCUUAGGCACCAAUGACGAUGGCAAGAACAACAAGCCAGAUUGCGGACCAGAAGGGCAUGACCAGGUUAUCACGAUGAUGAUGAUGAAGAUGAUGAGGAACGUGGCUGAGAGACGCUGAGUGGACGACGAGAGUCCUUGUCCCGAUGGAAUGGACGAAAUCACCCCGCGAGGGACCCAUUGGAUGGCGCAGCAGGAAACCCGGAGUUGAUACACGGACGAGUGGACACAGCAGAGGAUCUUGUCAUCAGAGGAAUUGCGCUCUUUUUGUCUCCAAGUUUUGAAUGCGCGAUAAUACACCGUCGUCGUUGAGAUCGUGUGGGGAUGCAAAACACAAAGGAAAAGGGAGUCCAUGCCAUGUUGUUCCACAGCCGUAAUAAUAAUGGAAGCAGAAUCUGGCGUGGUUUUUUUUUUUUUGUCUUUUUU
Molecule: messenger RNA, 1869 nt
Organism: Cladophialophora immunda
Lineage: Eukaryota; Fungi; Ascomycota; Eurotiomycetes; Chaetothyriales; Herpotrichiellaceae
Exons: 4
Coding region: 408-1451 (347 amino acids)
Biological process (GO): negative regulation of protein kinase activity; eisosome assembly; endocytosis
Cellular component (GO): plasma membrane; eisosome filament
Molecular function (GO): lipid binding
Source: RefSeq, a predicted model, not a curated record